GCUUAUGCUAGCGUAAGCAAAAAUCUUCAAAAUAUUACGUUUCAUUCGUUGAGGGAACAGUGAUAAUGAAAAUUGUGAAUACCGCAUACCAAAAAGAACUCGAGUUCUUGUCUGUGAUUGCACCUUGCCCAUUUCUGCCCAUUUUGAUUUCGUUGUUGAGCGUUGUUUGUGGGAGGAAAACUACUGCCUACUGGAGUAGAAAACUCAGAAGAGACAUCUUCUAGAAAAAUGUCUGGCUUCACCUGGAAGAAGCGGUCUGGUCAGUGCCUGUCGGGUAAACCUAGGCUGGCUGCAUUCUCGGCAUCUGAUGAUGAGGCCUCUGGCUCAGACUCCGAGAGUGGUGUGGCCACUAUGGCACCCUCUACAGAUGCUCCUAGUGACACGCCUAUGCAGCAGCCAGCGGCUGCCUGCUCUCGCCCUGCUGCCCAUCCUGCUCUGAGUGAGGCUGAACAGUGUGCAGCACUCCGUGAGCAGGGCACUGCUCUGGCUGAGCUGGGCCGCUUCUGGGAGGCGCUCACAUUCUGGGACCAGGCGGUCGCGCUGCGACCAAACGACGCCGAGCUGCACGAGAUGCGUGCUCAGGCCCUGCUCCAACUGCACGAGCUGCACCCGGCGGCCGAGGCGGCUGCGCGCGCUGCCGCGCUCCGUCCGCGGUGGUCGGCCGCCCAGCAGACCCUGGGACGCACCCUGCUCGGUCUCGGAGAGCUCUCGUUGGCGCGACGCGCCUUCUCUCUGGCGGUACACCUGCAGCCAGAUGAUGCCGAGCUGCGCACUGACGACCUCCUCUGGACGAGCUGUCUGCUGGAGCGCGCGCGCCGCCGCGGCUGUCUGGGCGCCACCGGCGGUGUGGUGUCAGAUGAGCAGACAGACACUCUCCUGAAUCUCCUCAGGUGGCCGGCCAGCGCCACCGCCGGCGCCGCGCGCUGCCACGUCGACUGGCAGCCCCUGGCCGAGGACUGGCUGGCAGAGGAGCGGGAAAAGGAGAGAGCGGAGGAGCUCAGAGAGGAGGAGCAGGCGGAGGAGCGCGCGCGCCGGGACGCGGAGGAAGAGGAAAGGCAGCGGAGAGCGGCGGCGCGGAGGGCGCGGAACGGCCCGUGUGGGGACAUGAAUGUGGAUCCAGAGUGACAAAGCCGAAAUGAACUGAACAUCUCAUCAGUGUGUUGUUAUUGUGAACAGUUUUCAUGCGCCGAUAGGAAGCGGAGGCACCAGGGGCCCCUCGGUCGUCCCCUCACGGGCUGUCAUCUGGCGGUUUCUUUGGUCGGAGAUCGGUUCGUAACCCACCGUGACUCCAAUCACAUCAUCAUGUGAUCGUUUACGUCUAUGGUGAUCCGUGCGCCCGAUUCGCGUGGCUAUCUUGGAGAACGUAUCGUCCAGCAGGACGCCAGGACGUCGUCGCCUUUCAGCGCAUUCAUGAGUGAUUGUUCGACAAAUGUAAGUGAUCAUCACCGAACGUAAAUACAUUUGUAGCCUGUCUA
Amphibalanus amphitrite is the source of this 1475-nucleotide messenger RNA. RefSeq names its product tetratricopeptide repeat protein 33-like. Gene Ontology annotation, molecular function: protein binding. Bases 229 to 1125 code for a protein of 298 amino acids. The record is from RefSeq and is a predicted model, not a curated record. The transcript has 2 exons. NCBI's taxonomy places the organism in Eukaryota, Metazoa, Arthropoda, Thecostraca, Balanomorpha, Balanidae.